Molecule: messenger RNA, 6639 nt
Organism: Nilaparvata lugens (brown planthopper)
Lineage: Eukaryota; Metazoa; Arthropoda; Insecta; Hemiptera; Delphacidae
Product: spatacsin
Exons: 21
Coding region: 376-5712 (1778 amino acids)
Biological process (GO): axo-dendritic transport; synaptic vesicle transport; chemical synaptic transmission
Cellular component (GO): synapse; dendrite; cytoplasm
Source: RefSeq, a predicted model, not a curated record
AAAACACAAAGUGUUGUAACAAACGGCAAAUAUACAAAUAAAAUAAAAACAGUUUGUUUGAUAGAAUUUUCUUGUUUGUUUUAAAGGGCCGGAAUAGAUCGGCUAUCAGCCGUCCACUGCUUCCUGGCGGUGCGCCGUCAGUGGACUCCGCCUGAGCUGGGCGGGGCUCGCUUCAGGGAACUCGCCACAAAUGCCGCGCAACAUCUCGCCAACAACCAGGACCUCGAUGGAGCAGUGCAUCUCUUGCAACAUGCUGGUUACAACGCGACAGAAGAGUUGAAAAAUAUCUGUCUGACAACACUGAAUGCAGGCUUGAGAGAGUUCUUGAUAAAAAACGUGGAAGACAUCCUAGAUGAUGAAGAGGAAGAGAACUAUAUGUUUUUAUCUCUAGUCCUGGAUGUUAUGAUACCGUAUGAGGCACAAUUUUCAUCUGAUGCAGGGGAGGAAGUUCCGAAAAAUUUCAGCUUGACAAUCGCGAAUGCGAAAUCAUUGAGCCAGGAGCAGAAGGCAAUUAUUCUCACUGGACUUUACUUCAAGACAUGGGAUGCUCUACUAUUGGACAAGUUGGACGCUAGUACUUGUUGGAAGUAUCUGGUUGGGACCAACCGUUUGGAUCUGUUGAAACUGUGGAUUAAAAAGGACGGGAAUGAGUCGACCAGUUGUCCCAAUUGGCCUGGUGAGCAAUUCGACCAGUGGCCCAUAACUCAACAAAUGGUCGACUGGAUUCCCGAGGCUGAUAACUGUUUGGAGAGCACACGGCAGAUUCUACUGGAUUGGCUUGCCUGGUGGGUACAAUUUAUUAUUGAAGGAGCAACUGACAAAUCAUGGCUGCAGCUGUGGAAAACGUUUACGAAAGUUAAUGAAAGUGACUGGCAGCAGGAGUUUGUUCUAGAGCUGGUUGUAAAAACCGCCUCUUUCAUCUCUAAUGGAAACAUGGACGCCUAUCUGCUCAGUCAUCCCUUUGUAGCGCUGGCAAUCGCCAUUCUUCAGAAUAAGUCGCUGGUUGACAUUGAAGAUGCACUUUCAAUAUCGCCGCUGUUGGCGGUGGGAGUACAGUCACGUGACGAGGUCGAUUGCAAGAAGCAGACCUCGCUGUACGCUCUGUUGUCGGGGACCACUGCAUUCCAAACCGACAACCUGUUUCAGUGGCAGCGGAAAAGAUUGACACAACCGGAGAGCGAUUCGCCGUUCCCCCAUUUUGGCUGCAGUGAGUUGAGCGCCAAAUUCGGUCACAAGCAGACGGUGCAGUAUGUCGAUUAUCUGCACAAUGCUCGACCCAGUUUCGCGUUUCUGCAAUUCUUCCAGGAGAACAGUCGAGCUCACGGCAAAAUUCCUGUCCGAAUGCAAAAGAGAGGCGCAAACGUGGCUCAUGGCCUGGCGCUUCGCUGUGCGUUGGAGAGAGACAGAGAUGUGCCGAGCGCCUGUGUGGCGUUCAUAGAAAUGCUAACAAGGAGCAGUUUGCCGUUGCGCGUCCAUCUGGCCGCCAUCAACGCCAUCCGCCACUCUGAUGACGUCAGUCACACGCAGUUGACGACGACAAUCGAAGGCCUAGUCUCCAACAACCCAAGUCACGCGGCCUCUCUUCUACAAAUGCUGGAAACCGCCAUCCACACCCAGCUGACAGAUCUGAUGACGUCAUCAGAAGACAUCACAACCUCGGCUGGUGACGCCACAACCUCUGCUGGUGACGUCACAACCAUAGCUAGUGACGUGACAGCCUGCCUCAAGCUUUGGCAUUUGCCUGUGAGGCUGUCACGCCAACACAAUCUGCCUCUGCCGUUGUCACUCCCCAAAAUGGCUGCCAACCAAAAUCGGUGGCUGCUCUUCGUACUCUGUGCGUGCAUUUUCGAGUAUCCCAGACCACAGACGAUGCAAGUGUUGGCAAAGUUCGCUUCUGCGCCACUCAGGGAGCAUUUGCAGUAUGCUUUGCGGUUUGAGGUCGGUGAUGAGGGGCAUGUGGUGAAGGGAAAGUUGAGAAAUGAGAGGGAAAAAGGGAAGAAUGAGGGGGAAAAUUUGAGAAAUGUGAAGAUCGAGGGAGAAGAGUUUGAAUCUGAGGACCGCAUGUUGAAAAGUGACAGUGAGGGGAAUGUGAGGGGAAAAUUGAGAAAUGAGCGGGGAAAAUUGGGAAAUGAGAGAGAAAAGUUUGAUAUUGAAGGUCGCCUGUUGAAAAGUGAGACACUGGAAAACAAGGAGGAUACGUUAGAUGGUGAGGCUAAUAUAAUGGUUAGAAAUGAGAAGGAAAGUUUUGCUUCAGAGGUUAAUAAGGUUAGGAAUGAUAGGGAGACGUUUGAAGCUACAAGAAAUGGAAGAGAAAAAAUGAAAAAAGAGGGGGAUAAGAUUGAUAUGAUGAAAAGUGAGAGGGAGAAGUAUGAAGCCUUAAGAAAUGAGAAGGGAAAGAUGAAAGAAAGGGGUGAAAAUUUUGAUGUUUUGGAAAGUGAGAGGGGAAUGUUUGAAGCUGAAGAUACCAACACUUCCCUAUUCGUACAGGUUGCAAGACACGGCACCAACCUCACCAAUCUCCUGACCCAAACCCGGAAACUCGAAAGCCCCGGUCUAGCCUUGUUAUCAUCCAUCCUAGAACCCUCCAACGUGGUGGCUUCCUUCUGUGAAUGGCUGGUGGCCAGUCUCCCCCCAAACCUGUCUUUCCCCUACCCUACCUCUCCCCUAGACUGGACCCCCACAGACGUUGCCAACCUGCUGAAUCAUGCGGUUUCCCUGUCUUUCAUCAACACACUGCAGCACGGGUUUGAAAUCUUCCUCAAGGAUCAUCCUCUAGCUCUUGUGGCCGAGUUUCUGGUGGAUAGUGUGGUUCACAGAGAGUUCGAGAAGUGUGUUCAGGAUUUGGAAAGGUUUAAAGAGCGGGUGAAGGGGUUGGGGGGUGGUGAAAGUAAACAUGUUUUAAGGGGUGGUGAAAGUGGAAAUGUUUUGGAGGAUGUUGGAAAUGAGCAUGUUUUAGGGGGUGGAAAUGUUUUGGAGGAUAUUGACUGGGUAGUCACCACCGCUGUUAGGUUAUGUACGACUGCGUUGAUCCGCUGUUUCCCGUCCUUCUCUCAACAACACACAUUUCUGAAGACCAUCUGCAAGGCUGAGCUACAAGACAACCUUCCCCUGCCUCACACUUCCCAGACAGACUUCCGUCUGCUCCUAGCUCUCACCGAGUACAUGCUGCAGGAAGGCUUGACCUUGGACUACACAGUGAUCUAUGACGAGCGCAGCGGUCGACUCGAUUUUGAAAAACAGCUGAAACAGCUGAUCGAAGCAAGACGGUUCGCAGUGGCGCACAGCUUCGCGACCAUCGGCGCUCUCUCUCACGCGCGCAUCCUGCUAGUGGAGUGGAGAGAGAGGGCGAAAACUAAGAUGACGGACGAGUUUUGGAGCGGGUGCGACGCGGCGUUUUUGGCGGGAAACUUGGCGCCCGAGGAGGCGGUGCGGUUCUAUUUGGAGCUGAAUGAGGGCGCGAGGUCGCAGGAGGAACGUUACAAAUUAUUGAAGUAUGCUUUGAAAUGGGUAAAGAAGCUUUAUUUGAGCAGUACAGAGACCAACACACAAGAACUGGAAAUACUUCUCAAGCUGUACCAUCUCUACUUGGAGGACAAUUUCAAUUUUAAGUUGAUUCUCGACGACGUGUCAUUCAAGCCGCUGAAAUCGGCGAAAAGUGGUCUGAUAGAUGACGUCACAGUGCAAUGGCUGCGAAUGCGUAGACCAGUGAAGCAGUUGAGUGAUGUGCGCAUGCGCAGACUGGAUGCACUUAUUGGCAAACUGUUGGAUGUCGGUGACCUGGCAACAGUCUGCUAUCUGGAGACGCUGUAUGCUCACAAAAACAAGGACUCGCUCCUGAUCGACGGAUGCCUAGGAUUGGCCGAAGGAGAUUUCACGACCGAUUCUCUGCCACAAGCGUACGCCGAACUUCUCACGAACAUUUCCACAUCUCAUAGCGUGCAUGGGCUGCGCACCUCCAACUACCGGCAUAUAAAAUCGACGAGUCUCUCCCUGAGCUGUUACAGUUUCCAGGACUUGGAAGAGAUGACUGAAGUGGAGGACUUGAACGAGACAAUUGACACGGUGUGCAAGCUGAGUGAGCAGGUGACGCAUGGCUCAAGGAUCACCCAGUAUAUCACGGCUGCUCUCAGGGUGGCAGAGGCUUAUCAUCUCACCUAUAAGGUCGAAUCGACGAGUCUCUCCCUGAGCUGUUACAGUUUCCAGGACUUGGAAGAGAUGACUGAAGUGGAGGACUUGAACGAGACAAUUGACACGGUGUGCAAGCUGAGUGAGCAGGUGACGCAUGGCUCAAGGAUCACCCAGUAUAUCACGGCUGCUCUCAGGGUGGCAGAGGCUUAUCAUCUCACCUAUAAGGAAGUGAUCUCACUGGAACAGCCACUCUCGCUGCUCUCGGGCGGCCAGGGCUGCCAACAGCUGCAGCUGGCACGCGACCUGCUCACGUUGGCAGCACUGGACGACGCCGCUGUGUGUGUGCUGGUGUGCCAGCAGCUGGUCGCCUCGGUUGCAGCCGACUGCUGUGAUCAGCUGUUUGGCUGCAAUCAGCUGACCGAUGUACUGCAGCUGUGCAGUGUGCAACAGCUGCCGCAGCUGGGGAGGCUGUUGUUGAAGGCGGCUGCUCUGAGGAGGCCACCGGGUGAUGGCGGCGGGAAGGUGGCAGACUGUAGCCGUCAGACGGUAGAAUUGCUGAUAUUGGCACAUAGCUGUUUCACAAAAGCCUGUAACAUGGAGGGGAUUUCGCUAGUUCUCAACAUGUGUCGGAAGGUGGUCGAUGCUCUAGAGACGGCCGGAAAAUGGCAACUGAUGGUGAGACUAAUGACAGGAGUUGGGCGAUACACAGAGAUGCGUUAUGUCUUUCACAUACUCAAGGAGAACGACCAGUUUGAAUGCAUUCUCUCCAAUACACUGGGCAAGUUUGACGGGCUGAAAUCGGCUACACUGGACUUUGCUCGAGGCUGUAGCAGUGACGACAAUAGCCAAGGCCUGUUCACACUGGUCGCGUUGCACUUCGGCAUGUACGCCGACCUGGCCGCCAUGUUUCACGAGUCGGCCGCAGCCGCGCUCCACUCGCUCAAGUACGCCUCGCCACCACCCGACAGGUCGCGCUUAGUGCGUAGUGAGCACAAUGAAAGAUGUCUGCAAUCGGCCAUUGACGAUUACUCGCACGCCGCACAGCAUUUUAUACAAGCAGAGCGCAUUGGUCGCGCAACGCGCACUGUGGCCAGGGCGGAGCUGGUCGCCCUGCAGCUCUCCCACCUGCGAGCGGUGCCGAUGGGCUCCAGCCAGCACAACCUGUUGGAGGGGUGUGGGACUGGUGACGGGGAGGGAGGCAGACUGGCCGGUAGCUAUGAGGAGGCGUGUGUGCUGGUGAGAGGAGGAGGAGGGGUCGAGUGGUGUGACGUCAUCUAUGCCAAUGUGAUAGAGCGAGGCAGUCAGUCGUUCAUGCAUGCUUUCAUGCAGCAUCACUCUCUCACACCUAAACUGGUGUAUCAGGUGGCCACCAGAUUCCAGCUGGACAAGAUGGCGACCGCAGCUAUGGAGAAGAACAUGAAACAGUUUGUGCAGCUGAUCGCGCUGUCUGACCUCAAGUACAGAGUGUGCAGUCAGCUGGGUUUCAAGGACGUUCUUAGCAGUCAGCUGACUGGCUCCGAUCAUCUGCCCUAUCUCAAGGACACCGUCUGGCGACAGGGCUUCAAGGCCGCUCAUCAUCACUAGAAUAGGUAGGGAUGGGUAUCGAACUUGAAAACAUCGAUAUGUGAUUAAUCGAUACAUCGAUUCACAAUCACUAGAAUAGGUAGGGAUGGGUAUCGAACUUGAAAACAUCAAUAUGGGGUAAUUGAUACAUCGAUUCACAACCAUUAGAUCACUGGAAUAGGUAGGGAUGGGUAUCAAACUUGAAAACAUCGAUGUUAUUAAUCGAUAUAUCGAUUCACAAUCACUAGAAUAGGUAGGGAUGAGUAUCGAACUCAAAAACAUCGAUAUGUGAUUAAUCGAUACAUCGUUUUUUGUUAAUCGAUACAUAGAUUAAUCGUUAUUAAAAACAAUAUAAAAAAUGAAAUAAUCUUUUAUUUAAAACAUUUCAAGUUUAAACUUGGCCGAAACUAGUUGUUUGAAAUGUUUUAAAUAAAAUAUUAUUCAUUUUUUUAUAUUGUUUUUAAUAAAGUAGCCCAUACAGUGAAGUGAUUUUAUCGAUUAAUCGGUACAUAGAACAUCGAUUUAUCGAUCAAUCAUACUAUUUCACAAAAUGCUCACAAGCAAUACUUAUUUGAGGCAUUUUGACAAUGGCAAGAAAUGACAAAGAAUAUUCAUCAACUUAUUCUCCAAUAAACGCUUUUGGUGGAGUAUCAUAAAUGGAAACGAAAAUUAUUGUCUACAGGAAAAGUAUAUUUUCGUUGCUUUCUUGAACAUGUAUUUUUGUUUUAAAGCUGGGUUUUCGUUUGUGCGUAAAUGCCGUCGUCGACCACAACAGGGUGAGGAUCUCAGAUUGGGUAGAUUUCAAUUUGUCUAAAUAUCCUAAAAAAUAAUGUUCAAUAAGGUUUUAAUGGGGGAGAUUGAGUUCAUACUUUUAAAUAGCAAUAUAUUGAUAUUAUUAGAAAUGUUUCAUUCUUGAAUAAUAAACACAAAUAAUAAAAAGUUAUUUGA